Cetraspora pellucida is the source of this 1638-nucleotide messenger RNA. Lineage: Eukaryota; Fungi; Glomeromycota; Glomeromycetes; Diversisporales; Gigasporaceae. The record is from the annotation of a GenBank genome assembly.
AUGAAUGGUAAAAAUGCGUCACCAAAAACUAAUGAAAAUCCAUGGGAUGAAUUCUUUGCGCCAAUUUGGGAAUCAGCAACGCCAAAGCAACGUACUCGUCCAUCUAACGGUAAAGAUGUGCCAGUAGGAAGUAUUAAAUCACAAGGAAGUAUUAAAUCACAAGGAAGUGCUAACUUAAAGAAGAUUGGGGGUAAAUCUGUUUCUCCUGUUUUGAAGAAGCUCGAGCCGUCUAUAAACAAAUCUGUGUCAAUCAUUAAGUCUAAGAAAAUAUCUGAACUACCCGGCAACAAAGUAAAUAAAAGUAUCAAUAAAGAUAACAGAACUAUUAAUCGAUUAAAUGACAUGUCACAUAAUGACGUUUCAAAAGUCGAUUUACGAAGAAAGGCUGUACCGGAUCUUUCACUCAAGUAUCCAAAGGCCGUACCCUGCUCACUUGAAGAAAUUAUUGGCGAACCUAUUUUUCCAAAUUCUAAAAAACCGGAUCCUGAUAUUAAAAUACCUAGUAGUAGUAAAAAAGAAGAUAUUAGUAGAAGAGAGAAUGGCCGUAGUAAAAAAGAGGAUAACAAUAGUAAAAAAGAGGAUAGCGGUGGUAAAAAAGAGGAUAGCAGUGGUAAAAAAGAAGAUAUUAGUAGAAGAGAGAAUGGCCGUAGUAAAAAAGAGGAUAACAAUAGCAAAAAAGAGGAUAGCAGUGGUAAAAAAGAGGAUGGCAGUGGUAAAAAAGAGUAUAGUAUUAGUAAAAAAGAGUAUAGUAAUGGUAAAAAAGAGUAUAAUAAUGGUAAAAAAGAGGAAAGUGCCUCCGUUUCUACUCACCACAAGCCUAAAGAUUUAACUCAUUUAAAGACACUUAAAGACUAUCAACGUGAAGCAGAGGCAAUGGGCCACAAAUUACCAUCAGAGCGAGAUCCUCCAAAUACAAUAUAUUAUCCUCGUAUAAAGCGUCUUCUAGAUCCUGCUUCACUCAAAUUACCUAUUACGAACCCUAACCAUCCUAUGAACGUGAUUAAAUACCUUUCCACGGUGCCACCACGACCAAGUCCUGUUCAAUUGAAUAAGCUAGCACGAACCCAAAAUUCCAAUUUUGUCACCAAUAAAUCAGCCUCAAAGUUUGCAACUCAAAGUCAAAUACAUCGUCCAUCAAUUGAGAAAAAAGUCACUAGUUUAUCCAAAACCAGUUUAGAUGCUCGCCGAACUUCUUCCAAAUCAAUCACUGAAUUACACAAGACAUCUAAUAUUAAGGGUGAUAAGCGUACACCACGAGAAUUGUCUAUUGCCCGUGAUUCACCACAAGCUAGAGAUAAGAUACAUUUAGUGCGUAAGGAAUUAUUACAAUCUACAGGCAGAAAACGUAUAGCGCAUGAAGAGUACCCAGUUCGCGAUCCUUCUAAUAUCAAAAGAAGAUUAACUAAUAAUACUCUGUCACCCACACAACAAAUGAGCAAGAAACGAACAAUGCAUCUUUCACCUGAGCCGUCUCGUCCUUCUAAACGUCAGCAUAUAAGAAAUCGUGAAGAUAAUAUUGAUGAAACGAAUGUGUCAUCUAUUAUUCAAUCAAUUUUCAGACGUAAUCGUCCUGAAGAUGAAGAGCAAGAACGGCUCGACCAACAAAGGCGUCUUCUUAAGGCAAAAAGGCAUAGAUAA